CCCUAUUUAAGCACUGCGCAACCCUCACCACUCACACAUAUCAGUUUGCAGACGAGAGUAAAGGUUACCUGCUUCAACAGUGCUUGAACGGCAACCUUCUACUCUUUUGAAGCAAUUUCUUUUUGAUUGAAUUCAUCCCUUUUGAAAACCAAAUUAGAUCAAGCUAUCCAUAACAUCGUAGAAACGAACAAUUCGAAUCACUCACAUCACCUCUUCGGACCAGAAAAAAACACAAGAAACAUGUCUCCUCCAGUGAGACAGAACUUCCAUCAGGACUGUGAGGCUGCCAUCAACCGGCAGAUCAACCUGGAGCUGUACGCUUCCUAUGUUUAUCUGUCCAUGGCGUAUUACUUCGAUCGUGAUGACCAGGCCCUGCACAACUUUGCUAAGUUUUUCAAGAACCAGUCCCACGAAGAACGUGAGCACGCUGAGAAGCUGAUGAAAGUUCAGAACCAGAGGGGAGGGAGAAUCUUCCUGCAGGACGUCAAGAAACCAGAGAAGGAUGAGUGGGGUAGUGGUGUGGAAGCCCUUGAGAGUGCCCUGCAGCUGGAGAAGAGUGUAAACCAGUCCCUGCUGGACCUGCACAAGGUCUGCGCUGAUCACAACGACCCACACAUGUGUGACUUCAUUGAGACGCACUACCUGGACGAGCAGGUGAAGUCCAUUAAGGAGCUGGGUGACUGGGUGACCAACCUCCGCCGGAUGGGUGCCCCCCAGAACGGCAUGGCCGAGUACCUGUUUGACAAACACACUUUGGGCAAAGAGAGCACAUAGACCCUCCAUUUUCUUGCUAUAUCCUAUAGCUGUGUUUCUUUCUUGCUUGAUAUAUCUAUAGGUUUGGCAUCGAUCAAGUUCAUCCUUGAAUCCUUAGUUUGUGCUAUGCUAUUCCCUCCCGUUCCUAUAAGCCAGUAGCCCUUUCCCCUCCAAUUGCCUGUCUCGCCCGCUUGUUUUGACUGCAGUUGUCAAUAAAUGAAACCCUCUGGAUUCUGA
Oncorhynchus keta (chum salmon) is the source of this 990-nucleotide messenger RNA. Its product is annotated as ferritin, heavy subunit. Gene Ontology annotation, cellular component: cytoplasm. The record is from RefSeq and is a predicted model, not a curated record. The coding region runs from base 241 to 774 and encodes 177 amino acids. Gene Ontology annotation, biological process: iron ion transport; intracellular iron ion homeostasis. Gene Ontology annotation, molecular function: ferric iron binding; ferrous iron binding. NCBI's taxonomy places the organism in Eukaryota, Metazoa, Chordata, Actinopteri, Salmoniformes, Salmonidae. The transcript is spliced from 5 exons.